Messenger RNA from Copidosoma floridanum, 1316 nucleotides. It is a transcript of the gene CaMKII, whose product is annotated as Calcium/calmodulin-dependent protein kinase II. Lineage: Eukaryota; Metazoa; Arthropoda; Insecta; Hymenoptera; Encyrtidae. Gene Ontology annotation, biological process: protein phosphorylation. Gene Ontology annotation, molecular function: calmodulin binding; ATP binding; calcium/calmodulin-dependent protein kinase activity. The record is from RefSeq and is a predicted model, not a curated record.
UGUAUAUAUUCAUCAUAGUUAUAGUACUCGUUGGUACCGCCGUACGGUUGCUGCUGCUGGUGCUACCCGUCAGUGUCUGCAACUCCGAAGCGGCGGCAGCGUUUGGUUUUUUUCUCUCCUUGUGUGCUGCCGUACUCGAACAUUUAAAUACGCUUAUAGUGUCCCGUCGUGCAGGCAUCGGUGGCAUGUCCCGUUUUAUACACGCAUAGGCGUAUACUGUAUGUACAUAUUAUACGUAUGAAAACUAGGUGUACACAUAUACAUACAUAUAUACUUGUAUUAUAUAUAUAUACACAAGCGUAAAGGUUCUACGAAAACGGUGGCCUUUGAGCGAGGCGAAGCUCCAGAGACGGAAAGAGAGGCUCAUCAUCAGCGAAUAAUACAGCCGCGCCUGCGGUACAGCACGACGGUUUAUCGCGCGGAUGUACACACACAAUAAUAAUAAUAAUGGAUACGGUGCUGAAGUGCUGCUAAGCGAAGCCGGCAGAUUGUCUUUCGCGGGAGGGAAAAGAAGGAGUAUCGAGUGUCGAGCGGGGGGUGUGCUGUUGAGUAGAUGGACUCGGUUCGUGAGUGCCCCCGUAGUCAGUCAGUCAGUCAGUCAGUCGGUAAAGUGAAGCAUCGAGUGCAAAGCACGAGAAGCGCAAGAACAGUCGAAUUAUAAGAGGAAGGGAGGUAUUUGGUAGUACAGCAGCUCCGAAAAGCUCGGUGCUCCCCCGCGUUUCUUCUCACCAUAGUUCCCUGCAGCUUCGGCCCCAGCGCUGGUGGUUGGUUGGUGGUAGUGGUGGCAUAGUAGUGGUGGUGGUGGCGGUAGUAGUAAAAGUCAGUAGCUGCUCGGCGGCGACGGCAUGGCCAGCCCGGCUACUUGCACGCGCUUUAGCGACAACUACGAUCUCAAGGAGGAGCUCGGCAAUGAACGGGCCGGAGGUUUUGCGGGAACGCCUGGUUACCUGAGCCCUGAAGUUUUGAAAAAGGAACCUUACGGGAAACCCGUUGAUAUAUGGGCCUGUGGAGUUAUUUUGUACAUCUUGUUAGUUGGAUAUCCACCAUUCUGGGAUGAGGAUCAGCACCGGUUAUAUGCACAAAUAAAAUCUGGCUCUUAUGACUACCCGACACCAGAAUGGGAUACAGUCACGCCAGAGGCGAAAAAUUUGAUCAAUCAGAUGCUGACAGUAAACCCCAGCAAGAGAAUCACUGCUAGUGAAGCUUUAAAACACCCAUGGAUCUGCCAACGAGAACGAGUUGCUUCCGUGGUUCACAGACAAGAGACUGUCGACUGCUUGAAGAAAUUCAAUGCCAGGCGCAAAUUGAAGCAAUGA